Molecule: messenger RNA, 297 nt
Organism: Penicillium oxalicum
Lineage: Eukaryota; Fungi; Ascomycota; Eurotiomycetes; Eurotiales; Aspergillaceae
Exons: 2
Coding region: 1-297 (98 amino acids)
Source: RefSeq, a predicted model, not a curated record
AUGCCGCCCCUCAAGACGAUGAGCGUCUUAGGAAGAUGGUCCAAGAGAAGAAAUGUUGCCCUCGACAAAGAUUGGACUGUCGGCGGCAACCUCGAAAGCAUCGAUCAUUCAAUACCCGCGCUGCUUUUGAGGAAAGAUGGUGCAUGGGGUGCCGUUAGGGUCGACACUAGCCCUGUGUUGAAUGAGGUUUCAGGGCCAGGAAUGGACCCUGGAAUUGCCUUGAUUCUGAUCAAACCUGGCGAAACCUGCAGGUUUUAUCAAAGUCCCUCAGUUCGAUACUUCCGGUACGCCAGUUAG